Messenger RNA from Peronospora farinosa, 1128 nucleotides. The record is from the annotation of a GenBank genome assembly. Lineage: Eukaryota; Oomycota; Peronosporomycetes; Peronosporales; Peronosporaceae.
AUGGAAAGCAUGCCGAACCUCCAGCGUAUGGCGCUUGCCCUCGCUCUCCUCGUUUACGCCCGCAAAACUGUGCGAAGUCUUUGCCAGCAACACGCUCUGCUGCAGCAGAACGAACCUCGUCUUCCAUGGUCCGAUCACGUGCACGCAACUUUUAGAUACGCGUUCAUUGGACAACUUAUCGCCAGCUCGGAGUACCUUUUGUGUCUGGUAAAGCCUCAGCUAGCAAAAAGAAUCGGUCGACUGUUGUUGUGGACACCUCGAGACUGUCGUGCGAAUUGCCGCUAUGGAAUUCAUGAACGUAAUACUCUCGACGUUUAUGGAGUUCAGGAAGGCAAAGCAAAACCAGUUCUUGUUUUUUUGCACGGAGGAGGUUGGACUUUUGGUCAUAAGUGGCAGUAUGCUCUAGUUGGAGAGUAUCUAGCCACACAGGGCUUCCUGGUAGCAGUCAUGAGUUACAGAGCGUUCCCCAUUGGCUCAGUGGUGGAUAUGAUUGAGGACGUUGAGAAUGCUGUCUUUUGGGUGGCGGAGAACUGUCAUGCGCUCGGUGGAGAUCCCAGCAAACUUUAUCUAAGCGGACACUCGUCUGGUGGACACAUAGGGUCUUUAGCCCUGGUAAAGUCUGCUCUCCGUCUAGCUGGCAAUGAUAAGGAGGCUGUGAAGGAAAAGGAGAUUGGAAACUACGUUAAGGGAUUCAUUGGCCUAGCAGCGCCGUACGACGUGUCGGAUCAUUACAUCUUCGAGAGUGAACGCAUCGUGGGGCCAUUUAAUGGAGUACACGAGAUAUCUGCAAUGAAGCCUGCUAUGCUAGGCGUGGCCAAUUUUAAGAAGCACAGCGCGACAGCACUUAUCAAAGAGACGGAAAACAUAGCUUUUUCGCUCCCUGCGUUCUAUCUCCUGCAUGGAGAUAAUGACACGGCUGUUCCUUCAAGCUCUUCGAAGAAGUUUGCUUCCAGUUUGAAGAAAGCAGGCCAAAAUGCUGUCUACUGCGAAGUAGCCGAUUGCACACAUGAAGAUAUGAUUCUUGCAAUGAUGGGAGACACGGUUAGCUGCCGGGCGGAUAUGGUUAAGUUGCUGAAGUGGAUCAUGUUGGAGCCUGCGAGUACCACGGAUACGCAACAGGUAGCGUGA